GUCCCAUAUUUUUAGGCAAAAAAACAUCCAACAGAAGAGGGAAAAAAACGUUUUUUUUUUCACAAGGAAGAAAAUGUCAUCUUCCUCUGUCUCUCUCACCUUCAUCUUCCUCCUCCUCGUUCCUCUUCUCUGUUCCUCUGCAACAUCAUCAUCGCCAUCUUCCGACAACAUCACCGAGCUCUUCGACAACUGGUGUCGGAAACAUGGGAAGGCAUACGCGUCGGAGGAAGAGAGGCAAUACAGGCUUCAAGUCUUCAGAGGCAACCAUGAUUUCGUUAUCCAACACAAUCAUAUGAGCAGCUCCACUUAUUCUUUGUCUUUGAACGCUUUAGCGGAUCUGACCCACCACGAGUUCAGGACCUCUCGUCUUGGGCUUUCUGCUUCAGCGAUGAGGAUUAAGAGACACAGACAGAGGCAGAACCAGAAUCAGAGUCUCGGCGCAAACGUUCAAAAUCUUCCGGACGAAGUUGAUUGGAGGGCGAAAGGGGCUGUGACCAAUGUCAAAGAUCAAGGAAGCUGCGGUGCUUGUUGGUCGUUCUCUGCCACGGGAGCUAUGGAGGGGAUAAACCAGAUUGUGACAGGAUCUCUCGUUAGCCUCUCGGAACAGGAACUGAUUGAUUGCGAUAGGUCUUACAAUACCGGUUGCAAUGGCGGUCUCAUGGACUAUGCCUACCAAUUUGUGGCCAACAAUGGUGGAAUGGACACGGAGGAGGACUAUCCUUUUCAAGAACGCGACGGAACCUGUAACAAACAGAAGUUAAAGAGACGGGUCGUGACAAUUGAUAGCUAUACUGAUGUACCGUCAAAUGACGAAAAGGCAUUAAUGAAAGCGGUGGCGACUCAGCCAGUCAGUGUUGGCAUAUGCGGCAGUGAGAGAGCAUUUCAGUUAUAUUCUAGUGGAAUCUUCACGGGUCCUUGUUCGACGUCUUUGGAUCACGCAGUGCUCAUUGUAGGAUAUGGUUCGAAGAACAAUGUAGAUUAUUGGAUCGUGAAAAACUCGUGGGGAAAGAGGUGGGGAAUGGAUGGGUAUAUUUACAUGCAGCGGAACACCGGGAAUUCAGAAGGAUUGUGCGGAAUCAACAUGUUAGCUUCAUACCCGAUCAAAACGCAUCCAAAUCCGCCUCCUCCAUCGCCUCCUGGCCCGACAAAAUGCAACCUUUUCACCUAUUGUUCAUCUGGAGAAACCUGCUGCUGUGCAAGGCAGAUUUUCGGGCUCUGCUUCUCGUGGAAAUGUUGCGGGCUAGAAUCUGCGGUUUGUUGCAAGGAUGGUCGACAUUGUUGUCCCCGAGAUUACCCGAUUUGCGAUACAACCAGAAACUUGUGCCUCAAAAAAACCGGGAACUUCACGGAGAUCAAGCCCUUCUGGAAGAAGGAUUCUUCAAAGAAACUUAGCAGCAUCGGAUCUGCGUUUGAGGAAUGGGUUAUGUAAGAUACGUUAUGAGAAUCUGCUAGAGAAUUGUUGUAGCUGUUGUUGCGAUACGGUAAUGGAUGUUCUUGAUCUGUCUUAAUAUCGAUGGAUUUUGCCGAGGUGUAUGUAUCAGAAUAAUGUUCCUUCUGAUCAAUAAAGAGCAUUUACAAA
This is a messenger RNA of Tarenaya hassleriana, 1579 nucleotides long. RefSeq names its product low-temperature-induced cysteine proteinase. NCBI's taxonomy places the organism in Eukaryota, Viridiplantae, Streptophyta, Magnoliopsida, Brassicales, Cleomaceae. The transcript has 5 exons. Gene Ontology annotation, cellular component: lysosome. Gene Ontology annotation, molecular function: cysteine-type endopeptidase activity. The coding region runs from base 74 to 1429 and encodes 451 amino acids. The record is from RefSeq and is a predicted model, not a curated record.